This is a messenger RNA of Corylus avellana, 1304 nucleotides long. RefSeq names its product GDSL-like Lipase/Acylhydrolase superfamily protein. Lineage: Eukaryota; Viridiplantae; Streptophyta; Magnoliopsida; Fagales; Betulaceae. Gene Ontology annotation, molecular function: hydrolase activity, acting on ester bonds. The record is from RefSeq and is a predicted model, not a curated record.
GGGCCUGAAACAGAGGAGCUUCUUAUCAAACAUGAAGAACUUCCACGGUGUGCUAACAAUAAUGGUGGCCAUCCUAGGAAUUGCCAUGGAUGGAUACAAUUGCAAGGUGGUGCAGUUCAUAUUCGGCGACUCCCUCUCCGACGUCGGAAACAACAAGUACCUCGGCCGGAGCCUGGCUCAGGCCAGCCUGCCAUGGUAUGGCAUUGAUUUUGGCAAUGGCUUGCCUAAUGGGAGGUUCACCAAUGGGCGUACAGUCUCUGAUAUAAUAGGUGACCGGACGGGCCUCCCAAGGCCACCAGCCUUUCUGGACCCAUCUUUGACAGAAGACAUAAUUCUGGAAAAUGGAGUCAAUUAUGCCUCCGGAGGUGGUGGGAUUCUGAAUGAAACUGGUAGCUACUUUAUUCAAAGGUUUUCUCUUUACAAGCAAAUUGAGCUUUUUCAAGGGACAAUAGAACUGAUAAGAAGCAAAGUUGGCAAAAAGGAAGCAGACAAGUUUUUCCAAGGAUCUAGUUAUGUGGUUGCUUUAGGCAGCAAUGAUUUCAUUAACAAUUACUUGAUGCCACUUUAUACCGAUUCAUGGACAUACAAUGAUGAGGGAUUCAUCACCUACUUAAUGGAGACUCUAGAAGCACAGCUUAAGAUAUUGCACAGCUUAGGGGCACGGCAGCUGAUUGUGUUUGGGCUAGGGCCAAUGGGCUGCAUUCCACUCCAAAGGGUGCUGAGCACAUCUGGGGAUUGUCAGGAUAGAGCAAACAAACUGGCUCUCAGCUUCAAUCAAGCUUCAAGCACGCUGUUAGAUGAUCUAUCAGCCAAACUUCCCAAUGCAAGUUUCAAAUUUGGAGAUGCUUACGACGUCGUCAAUGACGUGAUCAGCAAUCCCUACAAAUAUGGGUUCAAUAACUCGGACUCACCAUGUUGCUCCCUCUAUAACAUUCGACCUGCUCUGACAUGUACUCCUGCAUCAACAUUGUGUGGAGACAGAAGCAAAUAUGUGUUUUGGGAUGAAUACCACCCAACCGAUAGUGCCAACGAGUUGAUUGCCAAUGAGCUCAUCAAGAAAUUCGGAUUCACGCAAGUGGACGGCAAACCCAAUCCCCCUUCCCCAUCCCCUGUUCUUCCCCCUGCCCCUGUUGUUGCCCCAUCCCCUGAGGGAUAACAAUUGUACUAGUUGAUGGUGUUUUGUUGCUCCACAUAUCUAAUUUUAUUUGUGAUUUUCCAAGAGUUAGUGAUAUACAAUAAAUAAUUACUGCUAUGGUUUUUGAAUUCAAUUAUAUUACAUGUAUGCCCUCUUUCUAUAAAAUAUU